Molecule: messenger RNA, 1895 nt
Organism: Manduca sexta (tobacco hornworm)
Lineage: Eukaryota; Metazoa; Arthropoda; Insecta; Lepidoptera; Sphingidae
Product: PI-PLC X domain-containing protein 3
Exons: 7
Coding region: 402-1412 (336 amino acids)
Biological process (GO): lipid metabolic process
Molecular function (GO): phosphoric diester hydrolase activity
Source: RefSeq, a predicted model, not a curated record
AAAAGUACGUUUAGGUGGGACAGUCCCAAAAAAUCAAGGUUAACCCAAAUAUAAAAAUCUUAAUCAUGGUUCGUACAAAAACUUAAAGCGUAUAAUACCUUUCACUUAGCAAACGCUUGGACAGUGCCGCGGUGGACAUUAAGUUUAUCUCGAGAAUCUUAUCCGCACACACCGGCUUUGAAAACAACUCUAUUAUAACCACCUUUUGCAUUUAUUUGAACUAAGAUUAUUCCUAUUGAACUUGCAUGAUUGUUCAUUCUAUGUAAAGACUCGGACCGAUGUAGUUAAGUGCGUUAUAGUUAAAGGACAGCAUAAAACAAAAAUACGUUUUUAUUCGUAUUAAGUUGUUAACAAGUUUCCUGCUAAUUUGGGACAAUUUAUCGGGCACAUGAGUUUACAGAAUGAAAUUUGGACGUUGUUUGUUUAUCUUGGUUAUAACAAUGAGCGAAAAGAAUUCAGCACAAAAUUUACGAUUGGAGACAUGGAUGAGCGAUUUACCACCACAGUUGAAGGAUGUUCCGUUGAUAUACCUUGCAAUACCAGGUAGCCAUGAUUCAAUGACAUAUGGCAUCACCAGAUCCAGCGGGCUUGCACCAGAUGCAGAGCCAAUUCUUCAUCGAUUGUACCCAUUGUUCCGAGGUACGAUCUUACGAUGGACCAUAACACAAGCCAUUGACACCUGGCAACAACUACUUAUUGGCAUUAGGUACUUGGACUUAAGAUUAGCUACCAAAGAGGGAGAAGAAAAUUUUUACUUCACACAUGGAGUAUAUGCAGAUGAAAUAACUAAAGCUUUGAAGCAAGUUAAGGAUUUCGUUGACACACAUCCAGGAGAGGUGGUUAUAUUAGACUGUCAACAUUUCUAUGGGUUCAAAGCGGAGGACCAUCGGAGACUGAUGCAGAUGUUGCUCAACAUGUACGGACCGCAGUUAGUUCCGAGGCAGUUGGACUUGAGGACUAUUACGCUUAACUCGUUGAGUAGAUUGAAGCAGCAGAUCGUAAUAGUGUACCGGCAUCAAUCAGUGUAUGCCACGAGCGAGUUCUGGCAGCCGCAGAUGUUACCUUCACCAUGGCCGCGCCAGGACAAGAUCUCCGGUCUCAUACGCUUCCUAGAGAACGUGUGCAGACACCCUAGCAUGGGAUUUGUUCACCAAGCAGUACUUACUCCUACACCAGCUUUUAUUAUACUCAGAUGGACAUCAAACCUCCGCGAUAAAUGCGCAGCGCCAGUAAUAAAAGACGUGCUACCGAAACUAACAGAGUUCUCCCCGGGCCCGCCCGCGCCCGACAACGGCGCCGGCGCACGCGCGCCCGUCAACGUCGUCAUAGCAGACUUCGUCGAUCUCAACGACGCUUUGUUCUCCAAAACAAUCAUUCAGCUCAACAUGAAGUUGUUAGAAAUGUAUAAAUAACGGGUAAUCAAAGUUUUGUGAUAUUUUAUUGAGUUAGCAGUUCAAGGUUUCCGAUUCACGUGAAAUAUUAUAGUGGGCCUGCAGCAUUUGGAGGAUUAAAACAUAGAUACCUAAGUUAAGGCGUUAGGAGAAGGCCCCCAAUUAUCCCCACUUAAAAUACAUGGUGAUUUUAAUAUGGUGUUCGAGGAGAUGCCUGCCUCGACGGUCGGCUUCUGUUACAUCUUAUUGUGUUCUAUGUUUACGUAAAUAGUAUAGUUUAUCAAUCAGUUAUGUACCUGUUUUAUCUGUUUUUUUUUUUUUACUAUAUUGUUUCUAUGGAAUAGUUUAUGUGAAUGUGACGUCAUAACCCAAAUGUAACGUUACAAGAAGUUACACACGCCUGUGAUAAUUGCAUAAUCAAUGUUUUCGCGUGCCUUAUGUAUGUUUUUGAUGUACACAAAUGAAUUAUGAAAAGCAGGAAAAUAAAACGUAUCCAAAAACGAA